This is a messenger RNA of Impatiens glandulifera, 912 nucleotides long. RefSeq names its product enoyl-CoA delta isomerase 1, peroxisomal. NCBI's taxonomy places the organism in Eukaryota, Viridiplantae, Streptophyta, Magnoliopsida, Ericales, Balsaminaceae. Gene Ontology annotation, molecular function: enoyl-CoA hydratase activity; delta(3)-delta(2)-enoyl-CoA isomerase activity. The transcript has a single exon. The record is from RefSeq and is a predicted model, not a curated record. The coding region runs from base 38 to 775 and encodes 245 amino acids. Gene Ontology annotation, biological process: fatty acid beta-oxidation. Gene Ontology annotation, cellular component: peroxisome.
UUUAUUAUUAUUAUUAUCUAGAGAGAGAAAGAGAGAGAUGUGCACGUUAGAGAAACGGGGAAGCUUGUUCAUCCUAACCCUGAUCGGCAACGAUGAACACAGACUAAACCCUACCCUGAUCGAUUCCAUUAGAGAUGCCUUGGCCAGAGUCAGAUCUCAAUCUUCAUCUUCCUCGUCCGCCCUCAUCACAACUGCAGUUGGCAAAUUCUUCUCCAAUGGCUACGACCUUAAUUGGGCGACCAACCACUCCGGUUCCAUCGACACUACAGUAGACCGUCUCAACCUCAUGUCCUUCAACCUCCGAUCCCUCUUUCGCGACUUAAUCUCCCUUCCCAUGCCCACCAUCGCCGCCGUCAACGGUCACGCCUCAGCCGGCGGAUUCAUUCUAGCUCUCUCUCACGACUACAUCCUCAUGCGGAAAGAUCGAGGUUAUCUAUACAUGAGUGAACUCGACAUCUCCUUGAAAAUCCCUGCUUGGUUCGUUAAAUUACUCAAGAACAGAAUUGCCUCUCCAGCUGUUCAUCGAGAGAUUGUCCUGAAAGCUGCCAAGUUCACUGCCACCGCUGCGCUUGAGAAGGGUAUCAUUGAAUCGUCCCACGACGGCGUUGAGGAGACGGUUGCUGCGGCUGUGAAAUUGGGUGAUUCGCUUGUGAAGAGAGGUUGGGAUGGUAAUGUGUAUUGUGAGAUUAGAAAGGUUAUGAUGUCUGAUGUGUUAGCUGCUUCUGAAUAUGAUGAGACUCUUGAAGAUGCUGUUAAAAUUGCAUCCAAAAUCUGAGCUUUUUUCAUUUCAGGUCAAACAUAUUCAUAGAUCCUUGUAUUGGGUUUCCUUUAUUUUCCUUUGUUAUGAAUUAUGAUUAUGUAUGUUUCAAAAUGUUUGGAAUUAGAAUAAACAAUCAACAAACCUUCAUCAUA